AUGCCGGCGGACGGCACCAGGCUCGAGCUACUCAAGUUCAAAAUGCAGCUGCGCGAGUGGAACGUCGCUGCAGCGAGACUGCCGCCUCAAAGUGGAUACGCACCUCGCCCUCUACCUGAACCUCGUCUCGUCAUUCCAGGCUUGUUUUUCGAUUACUCGUCUCCCGAUGGUCCGCAAAGGUUCAUCACCUCAGCCCAGGUGUCCGUAUUUCUCUUAGCAGCGCCAUAUAUGAAUCCCCUCGGUAUGCACAACCUCGCGCGACUGUGUCGGCCAAUGCGGACGGCCCUCAUGAAGAAGGAGAGCCGCCCCAUCUGGAGGGAGAUGUUUGAGAAGAACCCGAGCUAUCCGCCAUGUCCCAGACAUAUUAUCGAACCACACCACGCCACCAUGAUAGCUGGCCGGGAAUGCAGCGCUUGCGGAGAGAUUCCGUAUUCGUGCCAAGAGAUCGAAGUCAGCACACUCGUGAGAGCUAAGAUAGGCUGGGUCCUCUGCGACGUCUGCCUCCGAUACAACCUCGUCGACGAGCAAGAACUUCUGGGCUUAUACAAUGCGGCUAUACCGAACAGACCCGCGGGCGUUCGUUUACUCCCGCGCAACCCCCUUAGCGACCUGCGAAGGUUUCUGCCGUUUCACCGUCUCAGUUGCUUCUCCGAGGGAGGCGUGGAAGUCACUUACUAUUACAGGCCCGAGGCGGAGCUAUUCGUACGGAACUAUCUACGCCUCAUGGAGUCCCAGGAAAUACUUUGCGAUGCACGUUUUGAGUUUGCUAGAAACCUGAUGGUUGAGCUGCGCGUCGAACAUGCUACUCUCGUGAACGAGUUUGCGGACAAUUGUCUGAGGCACGUCAGAGUCGCGGUAGAGGCUAAUCGGCUUGGUGUUCCCAAUUACACUUUGAGAUCCGCGAUCAUGGAGAGGGUAGAUGUUGCAGACCGCCACUAUGAACUAGAAGACCUCCAAAGGAGCUCCUUUUACCUCGACAGAUUCCUAGACCACUAUGUGACGAGCGACGAUGUGUUCAAGAGUGCGCUACCGCACAUAUGGCAGGUAUUGGCCCCCAAACGGGCCGCGAGGAUGGCCAAGAAGGCGAGUGACUUCAUGGAACCCGUCCUCCUUUACUUUGAGGAGCUCGUUGCAGGGAUAUGGCUGAGCGAUGAAGAGCGCAUGAUGCUGCCAAACGAGGCCCAUCUGGCGCAGAUUCCCUGUAUCGUCAAAUUUCAACGCAAAUGCGAUGAGCCGCCGACGCGAGAGCAGUUCAAGAAGGUCGAGGCUAACCUGACGCACGCGCUCCGCUACGGCGCGUACGUAACGAAGCUCCCGGACGUGUUCUUCGCCCCGCUCGAACAAUUUUUCACCCUCCACGCGAUGGUCCUUCGCUACGCCCCUCCUGAGCCGGAGACCCCGCCUGCGCGAGCCGCCAGACUCUUGCGCACGGCGGCAGCUAUGUUCACGUUCAACCGAGGCAUGGUGCAGGCCAAGGGCCCAGUCGUGCUGCCGUUCCCAGAGAUCCACAUGCACUGGCGCACGAAUUGUCCGGACCAGGGCUGGGACCUCUAUCAGAUGGCAGACCAAGAGGCGUUGGGGCACCCAAAGGUUGUAGAUGGCAAAGGCGUUUUACACGCGAUGGUGCCGUACGCGCCUGCCCUGUACUAUCUCAGGGCACUGGGGUUCCCGGACGACAUUCCGCUGCAAGAUAUGGAUCAGAUCGUGCGCGACGGAAGAGUGCAGUGUCGUUGUGGGCUCUCGAGGCUCCCGCCUAAUCGUGGGGUGUGGGGAUGGGCAGAUCUGCUCGCGCAUUGUGAAUACGAGCACUCGCAGUGGGAGAAGAUUUGGGGACCACGAAGUGCCACGGCCGCACACCCGGCUUCUACCACGUAUACCGGAGUGUACGUCCCAUGGGUAGACGACCACGCCCCAGGCGGUCUAUUUUAUUACCCAAACGGUCACGCGGUUCCUGACUUCGAAGCGGAUCUGGCACCACUGGUGCACAUCCUAGAAGGGAUGCUGCACGCCAAGCCUGGCAGAGAGAUCGUGGCUUGUAGGCUCUGCUGCAACUUGGCCGGCCCUGGGCAGGAUCGCGCGCAUCUCGACGCAUAUUGGAGGGUGCCCAUUCCAUCGGACCGCUUGACGUUACAGCCAUUGUUCAUGGCGCAUCACCUCCUUCUAAGACACCGCGUCCCGGAAAUUCGGUACGAGUACCUGGUUCUGAGCCAGUAA
Molecule: messenger RNA, 2214 nt
Organism: Trametes versicolor FP-101664 SS1
Lineage: Eukaryota; Fungi; Basidiomycota; Agaricomycetes; Polyporales; Polyporaceae
Exons: 12
Coding region: 1-2214 (737 amino acids)
Source: RefSeq, a predicted model, not a curated record